UCCACUGCAAAUGCUGUCCGACGAUCCCGACCCUCCGUCUGUCAAAACGGAGACAAAUACCGAUUCCGAUCCGUUGGCAACCCUGGCGUCGGCCGCCAUUUCCUCGGCCGUCACGAACGGCGUUCCCUCACUGAAUACCCCUAAGCCAGUGGUGGUGAAGCAGCCCCUGAAGAAUAAGAACCAGUGGUACGACGUGUCGGUGCUGAAGACCAAUCAGUGCACUGUUCAGAACUUUUUGAUGGCACCGGAAGGGCUCGAUAGACGAGAUCCUGACGCUGACUUCGACUCGAAUACAGUCCCAAACUUUAACAGUUAUAUUAAGGCGGAACUGGAGCCGGGAACGGCCUAUAAGCUGAGGGUAUGCGCCGUGAAUGCGUGCGGUAGAGGCGCCUGGAGUGAGAUAUCGGCGUUCAAGACGUGUCUACCCGGCUAUCCGGGCGCCCCGUCGGCCAUCAAAAUAACAAAGAGCACCGAAGGGGCGCACCUGUCGUGGGAGGCGCCGCAUCUGACGUCCGGAGAGAUAACCGAGUAUUCCGUGUAUUUGGCGGUGAAGUCGGCGCAGACGGGCGCCGGCCAACAGACGGUAACCUCGAACCCCAACCAAUUGGCGUUCGUGAGGGUGUACUGCGGUCGCCAGGCGUCCUGUACGGUGGGUAACACCCAUUUGGCGACCGCCCACAUCGACACGACCACCAAACCGGCCAUAAUCUUCCGGAUCGCCGCCCGCAAUGAGAAGGGCUACGGACCGGCCACUCAAGUGCGAUGGCUUCAGGACACGGCCAACGCGGCGCCGGCCGCCAAACCCGGCCCU
Oppiella nova is the source of this 811-nucleotide messenger RNA. Lineage: Eukaryota; Metazoa; Arthropoda; Arachnida; Sarcoptiformes; Oppiidae. The record is from the annotation of a GenBank genome assembly.